AUGGAGUUGUUACUUCGAAAUCACGGUCGCGCCGUUGAUGGUACAAACUCAGAUGAAGGCACUUCAAGCUCUUCGGUUGCUUCUAUUACUUCUUCUGUUCGAGACAUUUCCCUUGGUUUUCCAUAUUUUGAUGGUCAUACUCCAGUUUUGGAGUGGAUUUUUAAAGCUGAAAAGUUCUUCAGAUAUCAUCAUACACCAAAUAAGGAUAGAGUAGAAAUUACUACUAUUCAUUUUGAGAAAGACGUCAUUUCGUGGUUUCAAAUGCUGCAACGCAUGGAUUCGAUGCAUUCUUGGUCAGAUCUUACUCGUGCAUUGGAAUCUCAGUUUGGGCCCUCUUCUUUUGAUUGUCCUAUGGCUAACAGAUCUAACGACCUUUCUAAUGAGGCUAUUUUAAAUUGUUUUGUGAGUAGCUUGAAUCAUGAUAUUCGGCGAGAUGUUGUGGCUCAGAGUCCUACAACCUUGAUUAGAGGUGUGUCAUUGGCUAAAUUGUAUGAAGAAAAAUAUGCACCAAAAGUUGCCUCUCGUCCUAACAAUUAUGUUCAUAAAUAUACCCUCGUUCAUGCUACUGCUUCUCCUUCCACUUCAGUGUCUGCUACUGCUAUUCGACAUAACAAUAAGUCUCCCUUGCCUUCCUUAUUACCCACUCCUACUACCCCUCCUCUAAAAAAUGGGGCUAUUAAGAAAAUUUCUCCGGUUGAAUCUGAGACCAUUUUUGAUGUUUCUGCUGGCGAUAGUAAUACUAACUCUGAAAGUGGCAUUGACAGUCCUCCUCAUUUGUCUUUGAAUGCUCUGAAAGGUGGUCCUAGUGUGGGGACUAUUUGGUUUAUUGCCCAUAUUAAUACCUUGCCAGUGACAGCCUUGGUUGAUGAUGGAAGCUUAGAUAAUUUUCUGCAACCCAGGGUAGCUAAUUUUCUGAAAUUACCUAUGGAACCAACACCCUUAUUUAAGGUUAUGGUUGGCAAUGACAAUUACAUGACUGUUGAAGGAAUGAUUCUAGAUCUUAAUAUUCAAGCUCAGGGCAUCAAGUUUCAACUACCUGUCAUUUUAUUACCUAUAUCUGGAGCUGAUCUCAUAUUGGGAGCUAAUUGGUUAAAACCACUAGGAUCUCACAUUGCAGAUUACGACUCAUUGCAACUUAAAUUCUUGCACAAUGGACGAUUUAUAACCCUACAGGGUGAGAAGGAUCAUUCCCCUACUCAGGCUCAAUUACACCAUCUUAAAAUAAUGGUUUUUACUCAUUCUAUUGCUGAAGCUUUCAGCAUGCAACUUUUGGAAUCUCCUGAUCUUCAAUCUUCAUUAGAUGAGUUGACAGCUGAGCUAGCACUUGACUUGGCCUUAUUAUUGCACAAGUAUCUAUCUGUCUUUGAGACACCCUCUUCUCUCCCACCACCUCGAUCACAUGAUCAUGUUAUUCCCCUGAUUGAUGGAUCUAAGCCAGUCAAAGUCAAGCCAUAUAGAUAUUUACACAGUCAGAAGGAUGAGAUUGAAAGACCAGUACAUGGUAUGUUGGAAGACGAACCUAGUAAGAGUCCCUUCCCUUCACCAAUAAUCUUGGUCAAAAAGAAGGAUGGAUCAUGGAGAGUCUGUACUGAUUAUAGGGCAUUAAAUGUUGUUACUGUGAAGGAUACCUUUCCCAUCCCAACAGUUGAUGAAUUAAUUGAUGAGUUAUUUGGAGCCUAG
Molecule: messenger RNA, 1680 nt
Organism: Vigna umbellata (rice bean)
Lineage: Eukaryota; Viridiplantae; Streptophyta; Magnoliopsida; Fabales; Fabaceae
Source: RefSeq, a predicted model, not a curated record